Perognathus longimembris pacificus (Pacific pocket mouse) is the source of this 1440-nucleotide messenger RNA. RefSeq names its product olfactory receptor 50-like. The transcript has 3 exons. Bases 1 to 1440 code for a protein of 479 amino acids. Gene Ontology annotation, molecular function: G protein-coupled receptor activity; olfactory receptor activity. Gene Ontology annotation, cellular component: membrane. Lineage: Eukaryota; Metazoa; Chordata; Mammalia; Rodentia; Heteromyidae. The record is from RefSeq and is a predicted model, not a curated record. Gene Ontology annotation, biological process: G protein-coupled receptor signaling pathway.
AUGAGGAGAGAUAAUGAGAGCAGUGUACUUGAAUUUAUCCUUCUGGGGCUUUCCAUCAGGCCAGAGGAGCAAGGCCUGUGCUAUGCCCUUUUCCUGGCCAUCUACCUGACCACCGUGCUGGGGAACCUGCUCAUCAUCCUGCUCAUUCGGCUGGACUCCCGCCUCCACACCCCCAUGUACUUCUUCCUCAGCCACCUGGCUUUCACUGACAUCUCUUUCUCCUCUGUCACAGCGCCAAAGAUGCUCAUGAACAUGCUGACUCAGAGCCGGUCCAUCUCAUAUGCUGGGUGCAUUUCCCAGGUGUAUUUUUUCUUACUUUUUGGAGAUCUCGACAACUUUCUCCUCACCUCAAUGGCCUAUGAUAGAUAUGUGGCCAUCUGUCACCCUCUGCACUACACCACCAUCAUGAGUCAGAAGCUGUGCUUCCUGCUAGUUAUUGUGUCCUGGGCCUUGUCCUUUGCAGUUGCUAUUGUGCACACCCUCCUCCUAACAAGAGCAAUGCCAGGGGAGAACCACAGCACUGGAUCGGGGUUUCUCCUCCUGGGCCUCCCCAUCCAGCCUGAGCAUCAGGGCGUGUUCUAUGCUCUGUUCCUGGCCAUGUACCUGACCACGGUACUGGGGAACCUGCUCAUCAUUCUGCUCAUCUGGCUGGACUCCCGCCUCCACACCCCCAUGUACUUCUUCCUCAGCCACCUGGCUUUCACUGACAUUUCCUUUGCAUCUGUCACGAUCCCAAAGAUGCUGACGAGCAUGCAAACUCAGGACCGAUCCAUCUCCUAUCCAGGAUGUAUAGCACAGAUGUAUUUUUUCAUAUUUUUCACAGAUAUGGACAACUUCCUCCUCUCUUCAAUGGUGUAUGACCGGUAUGUGGCCAUCUGUCACCCUCUGCGCUACACCACCAUCAUGAAAGAGGAGCUGUGUAUAUUGCUAGUCGCUGCAUCCUGGGUCCUGUCCUGUGCCAGUGCCUUGUCUCACACCCUCCUCUUGGCCAGGCUCUCCUUUUGUGCGGACAACACGAUUCCCCAUUUCUUCUGUGAACUUGCCGCUUUACUCAAGCUCUCCUGUUCAGACACCUCCCUCAACGAGCUGAUCAUUUUCACAGUUGGAUUGGCUGUCAUUACUAUCCCACUUCUGUGCAUCUUGAUCUCUUACGGAUGCAUCGGGGCCACCAUCCUGAAAGUUCCAUCCACCAAAGGAAUCUGGAAAGCCUUGUCCACCUGCGGCUCCCAUCUCUGUGUGGUGUCUUUAUAUUAUGGCACGAUUAUAGGAGUUUACUUUAUCCCCUCCUUUGAUACUACCAAUGUCAAAGACAUAGUUGCUUCUGUGAUGUUUACAGUAGUCACCCCAUUGCUCAACCCCUUCAUUUAUAGCUUGAGGAACAGAGACAUGAAAGGGGCCCUGGAAAAGCACAUCCACAGGGUAAAAAUCACGUCUCAAUGA